GGUUCGAACUACGCUAAAUAGCAACACCCAAAACAACCAAACACGAGGAAAACUGGAAAACUUAUGUUUAUGAUUAUGUUGUAAUGUUUAUGCUGCAAUUUACCAAAUAUAUAAAUAAAAUCAUGGCAGCAAACAUAUCAGAUACUGAUGUUAUAAUAGAUACCGAAGGAAUCACCGUGCCAGAGUGCGCACACGGCCCAGCACUUAUGUUUGUGCGAUACAGUGGAUCAGAUGCUGGCAGGAGAUUCUUUGCAUGUUCUGCUUUUCGGGACAGAAAAGACUGCAGCUUCUUCCAGUGGUGUGAUGAGAAUGUCUCACAAGAGAAACUUGAAAUGAGAAAAGUGAUUAACAAAUCCAUGCAGCCAAAAUACAGUCACAGACAAUACAGGGAAAGAUUUCAAUUAGUCUUAAAGGGGAUACAUAAAAAAGAGAGACAACUCUGUCGAACCUGUGGACUGUUCUUGUUACCUGAUGAAGAAAAGGAGCAUGAGGACCACAAUAUUCUAAACAAAAUCGAUAAAGCCAUGCUGAAACUCCCCUCACAGCUUUUUACUCCACUGGACAACAACAAAACAUAUGCUCAAUAUUUGUUUUCAAAGAAGACAGUGGCGUUUGUGUUGGAUAAGUUGAAGAGUCUGAACAAAACUCAUAUAAUCUGUUUAGGAGCUCCAAGAAUUCAUGAGGCGAUUAUGAAUGAAGAAACUGGAACAUUGAAGAGUUAUCUUCUGGAUUUAGAUUUCAGAUAUAUGCAGGUGUAUGGCCCUGAAAAUUUCUCUAGAUACAACAUGUUCAACCACCACUUCUUUGAUGGAGAAAGAUCUGUUAAAUUUCUAACCAAAUUCUUGACCAGUUGUUCGCAUGACCAGGUUGCCAUGGUAUUUGACCCUCCAUUUGGUGGCAUGGUAGAGGCUUUAAGUGUUUCCAUAAGGAAAAUAUCAGAACUUUGGAAAUCAGUAACAAAAGCUCCUACAGACCUGACUCUCCCAAUCUUAUGGUUUUUUCCCUACUUCAUGGAGAAAAGGAUAAUAGAUUCCUUCAAGGACUUUCAAAUGCUAGAUUACAAGGUAGACUAUGAUAACCACACUCUGUUCCGGGGAGAUGUGAAGAAACAUGGAUCGCCAGUCCGGAUAUUCACCAAUAUUCAUCCCCAGAAAAUUAAACUGUCAGCUGAUGAAGGAUACAGGUUUUGUGCAGUAUGCAAGAGAUACUCUGCCAAGGAGAACAUUCACUGUGAUGUGUGUGACAGUUGCCCAACAAAAUAUGGGGCCACAUACAGGCACUGUUUUAAGUGUGACCGAUGCAUCAAACCCAGCAAGGAGCAUUGUGAGGUCUGUCGGACUUGUCAACUGAAAGGGCACUCCUGUGAUAAACCUUCACAAGGAUGCCAUAUAUGUGGUGCUCUUGAUCACAAGAGAAGAGAGUGUCCCGAGAAAGGAUCUCAAAAGGCGUCUAAAAGGUUAAAUAUCGACGGCCUACUUGUUUAUUUUCCCUAUGACUAUAUAUACCCAGAGCAGUAUAUGUACAUGCUGGAGCUGAAAAAGUCUCUAGAUGCCAAGGGACACUGUGCAUUGGAGAUGCCUUCGGGUACAGGGAAAACAAUUUCUCUUCUCUCUCUUAUUGUUGCCUACAUGAAGGCAAACCCACUAGAAGUCACAAAGUUGAUUUAUUGCUCAAGAACUGUUCCAGAACUUGAAAAAGUAGUCGCUGAAUUAAAAAACCUAAUGGAUUAUUAUGAACAACAACUUGGUAAAGGGAAACCAAAAAUAUUGGGCUUGGCACUUAGUUCCAGGAAAAACCUGUGCAUCAACCCAGAGGUCAGUCAGGAGCGAGACGGUAAGAACGUGGACGCUCUGUGUCACAAACUGACCGCCUCAUUCGUCCGCGCCAAUCACAAGAGAGACGCCACUGUACCAGUGUGUAGCUUCUAUGAGAGUUAUGAUGCUCACGGAAAAGAAAUGCCGCUACCUGAAGGAGUGUAUGGUUUGGAUGAGCUUCAAGAAUAUGGAAGGAAAAAAGGUUUCUGUCCAUACUUUUUAGCAAGACAUGCUAUAACUCAUGCCAAUAUUGUGGUGUACAGCUACUACUACCUUCUGGAUCCAAAGAUUGCCGAGGUGGUCUCCAAAGAACUCUCCAAGAAUGCCGUUGUUGUCUUUGACGAGGCUCACAACAUUGAUAAUGUGUGCAUAGAAUCAAUGAGUAUCAAAAUCACAAGACGAACCUUGGACAAAUGCCAACAAAAUAUUGACGGACUCAGUAAACAAAUUCAAAGGUUAAAAGACUGUGAUGCUGAGAGACUGAAGACAGAGUAUCAGAAGCUGGUACAGGGAUUGAGAGACGCCAACAUCGCCCGAGAAACAGAUGUUAUACUGGCUAAUCCAGUUCUUCCAGAUGACGUUCUGAAAGAGGCAGUGCCUGGGAACAUCAGAACAGCGGAACAUUUCCUGGGUUUCAUGAAGCGGUUCCUCGAGUACAUGAAGAUAAGACUGCGGGUGCAGCAUGUGGUGUCAGAGAGUCCGCCCUCGUUCCUCAAGGACUGCUACCAGAAAGUUUGCAUCGAGAGGAAACCACUCAGGUUUUGUGCAGAGAGACUGAACUCAAUGAUGAGAACUCUGGAGCUGGUGGAAAUACACGACUUCUCCGCUCUGUCACUCCUCUGUCACUUCGCCACACUCGUCAGUACAUAUGCCAAAGGGUUUGUGCUAAUCAUCGAGCCCUUUGAUGAUAGAACCCCAACCAUUAGCAACCCCAUUCUUCACUUCAGCUGUAUGGAUGCUUCCAUUGCCAUUAAACCAGUGUUUGAUCGUUUUCAAACUGUAGUCAUAACCUCAGGGACAUUAUCACCUUUAGAGAUGUAUCCAAGGAUACUGGAUUUCAGACCUGUUACCAUGGCAACAUUUACAAUGACCUUAGCCAGGACCUGUAUUUGUCCAAUGGUUGUAAGUAAAGGAAAUGAUCAGGUUGCCAUGACUUCAAAAUAUGAAACUAGAGAAGAUGUUGCUGUGAUUCGUAACUAUGGUAACCUCUUGGUGGAAUUUUGUUCCAUAGUCCCUGACGGCAUUGUUUGUUUUUUCACAAGUUAUAUCUACAUGGAGUCAACAGUAGCUGCUUGGUAUGAACAGGGAAUUCUUGAUCAAGUGCAAAAACACAAGCUGCUAUUUAUAGAAACACAGGAUGCUGCAGAAACCUCCCUAGCUUUGUUAAACUACCAAAAGGCCUGUGAAAAUGGUAGAGGGGCAGUACUGUUGUCAGUGGCAAGGGGAAAGGUCUCAGAGGGCAUAGACUUUGACCAUCACUUUGGUCGGGCUGUCAUCAUGUUUGGAAUUCCAUAUGUUUAUACACAGAGUAAAAUUCUAAAGGCUCGCCUGGAGUAUUUGCGAGACCAGUACCAGAUCCGAGAGAAUGACUUCCUGACCUUCGACGCUAUGCGGCAUGCAGCCCAGUGUGUAGGCCGAGCAUUGAGAGGAAAAACCGACUAUGGCAUCAUGGUGUUUGCAGAUAAGAGAUUUGCCCGGGCUGACAAGCGGAGUAAGAUCCCGCGCUGGAUUCAGGAGUACCUGAAGGACGGACUCUGUAACCUGUCCGUGGAUGAAGCGGUGCAGGUCAGCAAGCGGUUCCUCCGACAGAUGGCGCAACCGUUCUCCAGGGAGGACCAGUUGGGCUUGUCACUGUUGACUGUAGAACAGCUUGAUCAGGAGGACACCAAGAAGAAACUCCAGUCUAGGAUGCAGUAUGUGUGAUGUGAUGAUGUCAUGUGUGAUGUCAUGCGUGAUGAUGUCACAGGAUGGUGGCAGCAUUGGUCAGUUUCACAACAAGGAGAACUGUAUAUUUGUGUCAGGAACCUCUUAAUUAAUGGGAUCCAAUGGAUUCUUUGCGCCAUACUACAUGUUGUACUUUUGAUUAAUAUUUUUUGUAAUAAAACAAUCAAAUCAG
Messenger RNA from Magallana angulata, 3930 nucleotides. Its product is annotated as general transcription and DNA repair factor IIH helicase subunit XPD-like. Gene Ontology annotation, molecular function: ATP binding; hydrolase activity, acting on acid anhydrides, in phosphorus-containing anhydrides; damaged DNA binding. Gene Ontology annotation, cellular component: nucleus. The coding region runs from base 84 to 3737 and encodes 1217 amino acids. The record is from RefSeq and is a predicted model, not a curated record. Lineage: Eukaryota; Metazoa; Mollusca; Bivalvia; Ostreida; Ostreidae. The transcript is spliced from 35 exons. Gene Ontology annotation, biological process: nucleotide-excision repair; positive regulation of mitotic recombination; transcription by RNA polymerase II.